AUGGCCGGCAAGAAGGGGGAGCCCAAAGGGAAGGCGGGCAAAGGGAAAGGGAAGGAUGGCAAGAAGGGCAAGAAGGAGGAUCCCAACGAGUCGGAGGAUGCCUCGGAUGCGGAGCUGCUGAAGGCAGAGGAGAGCGAGGAGACGGAAGUGGGGAAGGAGAAGAAGGGGUUGCCCAAGGCAGGAGUGGCAAAGAAACUGGGCCGUGGGAAGAAGGCGCAGCAAGAGACGGAGGAAGAGGAGGGUGAGAGCAAUGCUGCAGCAGCCAAGAAGAACACGAAGGGCACCUCCAAGCUGAUGAUGGGGCUGGCAACCGACAAGAAGAAGAAAGGGGCCAAGGGUGCAGAGGCCAAGGGCCAGCCCAAAGAUUCUGUGGAAGCCAGCCCAGCCGAGGAGGAGGCAGCAGCACCUCCGAAGGCCCGGGCAAAGCGGAGCCUCCGCAGCACCUCCAAGCUCUUCCUGGGCUUCAAGAACCUGGGCCUGCGUCGGCCCAAGAAGGGGCAGUUCAAGAACACAUCCCGCUUCUUCUGGGGCCUGCAUAAGCACAGCACCAAGAAGAGGAAGAAAAAGAAGAACAAGGCAGUGCUGAAGUCCACCUCCAACCUGAUGAUGCGCUUCAAGCAGGUGGGCAAGAAAAGGAAGGAGGAGGCCAAGGAGGAGGCCAAGAAGGAGUCACCAUCGAGGCCAUCCUUCCUGCUGCUGCGGCAGGGCGGGCAGGACCCCGAGGACGGCGCGUUGCUCUUCCGCCGGCGCCCGGAAAGGAAAUUCAAGCCCCGGGCGCAGGUGCUGAGCAAGGCGGCCGCAGCCACGGGCUGGCUGGCCAGGAAGGUGCUCUCCCGGCGCGGGCGGCUGGUGGGGGGCAGCCGGGCGACUGACACGGCCUGGCUGUCCCGUAUCGGUGCCAAGAAGCUGCCGUUCCCCGCGGAAGACGAGAUCCUCAGGCACCGGGCCAACAUGAAGCGGAUCCCUGGCGGUGUCGGGCUGCCGGCGCCCGGCACUUCGCGGCAGGGCAGCAUGGCGAGGCGGCCGUCCCGGCGGCGCUCCCAGCGCGCGGCCGCGGAGCCGCCGGUGCCGCGCUACGGCUGGGCCGAGGAGGAGAACGGAGCCUACGGCCGCCGGCGAGGCUACGGCAAGGAGGAUGGAGCCUACAGUUCCCGCCGUGGUUAUGCCAGGAAGGAGGAUGGAGCCUAUGGGCCCUGGCGCAGUCACCCCAAGGAGGAAGAUGGAGGCUACGGCCCCCAGCAUGGCUACGCCGAGGAGGAUGGAGCCUACGGCCCCUGGCAUGGCUACAGCAGGGAGGAGGAUGGAGCCUACAGCCCCCGGCACAACUACUCCGAGGAGGAGGACGGCUACAUGCAGAGCCCAGCCUACCCAGCAGGGUACGGCUUUGAGGAUGCGGUGACCCCCUACUCUGACUACCCUGGCUAUGAGACAGAGGAGGAGUAUGACUACUACGGGGGGUUUUGGGAGGAUGGUGACCAGCCAGGGCACCCCUACGGCGACUCGGAGCUCGAGGACGAGGGACAGUUUGGUGGUGGCUCUCCCCUCAGCCUCUAUGACCCGUACAGCAGCGACCCAGAGUAUGGUGAGGAGGCAGCGGGGCCCUUUGGCUACAGGGGGGACCCCUACGAGGACUUUGGGGAGCCCUUUGCCAGGGGGUACCCUGGGGGCGAGUACCCCGAGCAUCGCAUCCAGUACAGCGAGGGGGGGUGGGCGCCCCACGCCCAAUCCUCCUGCAACCCCUACGCCCUGGGCCUGGAGGAGAUAGCUGAGGGCGAGGAGCCCGAGGAGUGGGAAGAAGAGGAGGAAGAAGAGAAGGAGUAUCCAUUUUCCAUCCUGAGCGGCUCCUCGCUCCGGGGCAUGCGGGAGACGCUCUCCUCCAAGCUCUCGCUCAACAGGAAAUUCAGGCUCUUCCCCCGACCCCAGGUCAAGCUUUUCGGCAGGGACCGCCUGGACGUCCCCCUCCCGCCGUCCCCCCACCUUCCCGCCGCCCGUGACGAGGACGACUACGACGAGUACGAGCCGCCGCCGCCUCCGGCAGCCCCCAGCCCCGCGGCAUCCCCGGGACGCCCGGUUUCGGCAGCGCGGGCGUGCGGGAGCCCUCUGGGGCAGUUCCUCCAGCGAUCCCUCUCGAUUCCUGCCAGCCGUCCGCCGCGAGGUGCCGGGGGAUUUCGGGGCUCCCGCACCCCCCAGCCCUCCUACAGGCUCUCCAGCCGCAGGCUGGCGGGCAUGGAGAGCGCCGCUUUGGGGGACCGGGACUCCUCCCCGCCGGCGGGGCCCUGGGGGCAGCCCCCUCCCCGGGAGCCGGGGGCUGCGCGCCGGCCGUCGCUCCGUAACCCCUUCGCCAACGCCGGGCGCUCCUCGUCGCCGCCGCCCGUCCGCCCGCGCCCCGGCAGCACGCGGGCCGAGGGGCCGCGGCGAUCCCCCUCCCUCGGUGCCAGCCUCCGGCGCUUCGGCCCCGAGUCCCCCACCCCGCCUCCGCCCGCUCCCCGCUCCCCGGGGCCGGGGGGGAGGCGGCUGGGGGGGCCCGCGGCGGGGAGACCCCUGGCAUCGCGCCGGAGCAGCCCCCCCGGGCUGCCGCUCCCCCAGGCCUGGCCCCGGCUUCCCGAGCCCCCCACCAAGGCGGUGAAGCCGCUGCAGAGGACUCCCUUCCGAGCACCGCCGUCCCGCCCCGGCAGCCGCCGCCUCGGCGCCCCCGGCCCCUCCUGGGAUGAGGAGCUGCCCCCCUGGCAGGGCGCCCCGCGGGGUCCCGCCGGCGUGCCCCCUCCGCCCAGCCCCGCUCCCAGCACCCCCAAAAGUUUCAUCCAGCGCAUCGGGCAGCCCCUUGCCGGGAUGGCCCCCCACUCCCCACCCCCGAGGCCAUCUGCUGAAGUGGGGGGCCGCAGCCUCUCCAAGGGGCGCUCCAUGGCGCAGUCCCUGGCUUCUCUGCUCGUAAGGAGCAUAGCCCCCACCAAAACCCCCUCAUCCUCACCCCCCAGCCGCCUUCCCUCCACUCGCUCGCCCUCCUUGCCCCGGCGCCCAUCCCGGCGGGACGGGAGCACCCGCCGGUCCCCGAGCCCACCCUCGGGGCGCCGGGGCUGGGCCGACGGCGGGCGCCCCAUCCUCCCCUCCAACGCCCGUGGCAACCGGAGCCCCUCACCGCCCCGUCGUGCCGCUUUCCCACCACCCCACGGGCGAGCCCCCGGCUCUCCGGCCGUCUCCCGGCACGGCUCUCGUCCCCCGGGGCCGGCGGAGCCGAUGGAGGGCGGCGGGGCGGCCGCGGAGGAGGGCGCGGGGCGCUACGCGGUGGUGACGCCGCAGGUGCAGAGGUUGGGCUCCUUCCGCCGCGCAUCCCGCAUGUACAAGCAGCACUGGUCCACGCAGCACGUCGUGAGGGUGCGGGAGAUGCCCGACGCCUGGACAGCCGAGCAGGGCCUCCCCCAGCAGCCCACCCAGCGCGGCCGGCGGUGGGCGGGCCAGUGGGGAGCCGACAUCGCCCGAUACCUGUGCCAGCGCCCGCCGGCGGGCGGCUGGCGGGACAGGCACCCCUGGGCGGACGGGUACCUGGGCAGCAAGCAGCCCUGGCGCAGCAAGAUGCAGUCGCUGUGCAGCCUGCCCAUCGUGCGGUACCAGGAGCCACAGGAGGAGGACGGGCUGGAGGACAUGACCCAGCUGGAGGACCUCCAGGAGGCUGCAGUGCUCAGCAACAUCCGGACACGGUUCGAGCGCCAGCUCAUCUACACCUACAUCGGCAGCAUCCUGGUGUCGGUGAACCCGUACCGGCUCUACAACAUCUACGGCAAGGAGCAGGUGCUGCAGUAUGAGGGCAGAGCCCUGGGUGAAAACCCACCGCAUCUCUUUGCCAUCGCGAACGUCGCCUACUCCAAAGUGAUGGAUGCCAAACACAACCAGUGUAUCGUCAUCAGUGGGGAGAGCGGCUCAGGGAAGACCGAAGCCACCAAGCUGAUCCUGAGCUACCUGGCAGCUGUCAGCCAGAAACGCAGCACUGCCCCACAGAUAGAGAUCCUGGAGGCGACUCCUUUGCUGGAAUCCUUCGGCAACGCCAAAACCGUGAGGAAUGACAAUUCCAGCAGGUUUGGGAAAUUUGUGGAAAUCUUCCUGGAGGACGGCUUGAUCUGCGGUGCCAUAACCUCGCAGUACCUGCUGGAGAAGUCCCGCGUGGUCUUCCAGGCCAAGAGCGAGCGCAACUACCACAUCUUCUACGAGAUGCUGGCAGGGCUGCCAUCCCAGCAGCGGCAGAGGUACUGCCUGCAGGGCGCCGAGACCUACUACUACCUGAACCAGGGUGGGAACUGCGAGAUUCCCGGCAAGGACGACGCCGAGGAUUUCCGCCGGCUGCUCAACACCAUGGAGGUGCUGAACUUCAGCGUGGACGAGCAGAACAGCAUCUUCCGCAUCCUCUCCUCCGUCCUCCACCUGGGCAACGUCUACUUUGAGAAAUACGAGACCGACUGCCAGGAGGUCGCCACGGUGGUGAGCGCCACGGAGAUCCGGACGGUGGCUGAGCUGCUGCAGGUGUCCCCCGAGGGCCUGCAGAAAGCCAUCACCUUCAAGGUGACGGAAACGCAGCGGGAGAAGAUUUUUACCCCUCUGACUGUUGAAAGCGCCGUGGAUGCCAGGGAUGCCAUUGCCAAGACCCUCUACUCCCUGCUCUUCAGCUGGCUCACGGACCGCAUCAACAAGCUGGUGUACCCGCGGCAGGAGGCCCUUUCCAUCGCCAUCCUGGACAUCUACGGCUUUGAGGACCUCAACUUCAACAGCUUUGAGCAGCUGUGCAUCAACUACGCCAACGAGUAUCUGCAGUUCUUCUUCAACAGGAUUGUGUUCCAGGAGGAGCAGGAGGAGUACAUCCGGGAGCAGAUCGAGUGGAAGGAGAUCCCCUUCAGUGACAACCAGCCCUGCAUUGACCUCAUCUCCCAAAAACCCUACGGCAUCCUCCGGAUCCUGGAUGACCAGAGCUGCUUCCCCCAGGCCACAGACCACACGUUCCUCCAGAAGUGUCACUACCACCACGGGACAAACCCGCUCUACACGAAGCCGAAGAUGCCACUGCCCGAGUUCACCAUCAAGCACUAUGCAGGGAAAGUGACCUACCAGGUUCACAAGUUUUUGGAUAAAAACUAUGACCAGGUCCGUCAGGAUGUGCUGGACCUGUUCAUCAGCAGCAGGACCAAGGUGGUGGCCAACCUCUUCUUCGGCCACGCCCAGGUGAUGGCCCGGCAGAGGAGCCUCAUCAGGAGGAGCAGCACCAGGACACGGCGGUACAAGGCUCCUACCGUGGCCGCACGCUUCCAGCAGUCGCUCCUGGAGCUAGUGGAGAGGAUGGAGAGGUGCAACCCCUUCUUUGUGCGCUGCAUCAAGCCAAACAACAAGAAGGAGCCGGGGCUCUUUGAGGCUGACGUGGUCAAGACCCAGCUGCGGUACUCGGGGAUCCUGGAGACCAUCCGCAUCCGCAAGGAGGGCUACCCUAUCCGCAUCCCCUUCCUCGUCUUCAUCGACAGGUAUCGCUGCCUCGUUGAUAUGUGGUCCAAUGUCAUUCCCAAUGGAGCCAACUGUGUGGAGAUGCUGAGGAGCCUCUGCCCCGUUAACCCCAGCAUGUACUACGUCGGUGUCACCAAGCUCUUCCUGAAGGAGCAGCUGUACCAGGCGCUGGAGAGCAAGAGAUGCCGAGCCCAUCACCUGGCCGCGCUCACGCUCCAGCGCUACGCUCGCACCUUCUUCAUCAAGCGGCGCUUCCGCUCCCUCCGCCGCAAGAUCAUCCUCCUGCAGAGCCGGGCGCGGGGAUACCUAGCCAGGCAGCGGUACCGGCGCAUGCGGCACACGCUCAUCAAGUUCAGGUCGCUGGUGCACAUCUACGUGAACCGCCGGAGGUACCUCAAGAGGAAGGAGGAUGCUCGCCGGCGCGCCGAGGAGGAGAAGGAGAGGAUGAAGCAGGAGCUGACGCGGAGGGAGGUGGUGGAUGUCACCCACCUGGAGAUCCCGGCCGAGCUGAUGGGGCUGCUGGAGGCCGCUGCAGCCGCUCGGGAGGUGAACGCCGGCUGCGUGGUGCUGGUGCCGCCGCCGGCGCUGCAGCCCGACCCCCAGCUCACCCUCCCGCUCGACAUCAACGACUACCCCAUGGCCAAGUACGUGCGGGGCCACUUCCAGGAACCUGCAUUUGGGAUGCUGACAGCCCCACUGAAAGCCCCCCUCACCCGGCUGGAUGAGGAGCUGUGCCACGAGGCUCUCAGCCUCUUCCAGCUGAUCCUGCGGUUCAUGGGGGACCCGGGGCUGGGUGGCAAGCAGGAGACCCUCUUUGGCAACUACAUCGUGCAGAAGGGGCUGUCGGUGCCGGGGCUGCGGGACGAGCUCCUGGCACAAGCUGCCAACCAGGUGUGGAGGAACACCAACGUCAACAACGAGGAGCGGGGCUGGCUGCUGCUGGCCGCCUGCCUCAGCGCCUUCCCCCCGUCCGCCGCCUUCGACAAGUACCUGCUCAAGUUCGUGUCUGACUACGCCUUCGCCGGCUACAAGCCGGUGUGCCAGCGCAAGCUGAUGCACGCCAUGGCCCGCUCCCAGCUGGGCACCGCGGCCGCCCGCACCUUCCCCCCCUCGCUGCUGGAGUGGACGGCGAACCGGCGGCAGGCCAGCAUGGCCCUGGACCUGCACUGCUUCAACGGUGACCAAUUCUCCUGCCCCAUCCACUCCUGGAGCACAGGCGAGGACCUGGCAGGGGAUGUCCUGAAGCUCAGAGGGCUGGCGGAGGGCUGGCGUGGCUGGUCCGUGGCUAUGAAGGCGGGUGCCCACUGGGCUGAGCUGGCUGGACACGACUAUGUCCUGGACCUUGUCUCCGACCUCGAGCUGCUGCGGGGCUUCCCCAGACAGAAAUCCUGCUUCCUCAUCGCGUGGGAUGGCACCGAGAGCCACAGCAGGGACAGCCGGCCGGUGCUGGGACAUGGAUUUGAUUUGGAUGAAGUGCCUCCUCCCCCAGCUGUGAAAGCCCCCACACUGCCCUCCAUGGAGGCGUAUCACCCCCAUGAUGGGGAAUUUGGGGAGCCACGCAGCCAGAAGGGUCUGGACCGGUACCUGGACAGUCUCUUUGACCCCGUGCUCUCCUACGGCAAUGGGGAGCUGGAGAAGCCAUCCAUCCUCUCGCAGAGGCUGAAGGGAGGAGGUGGCGUGGGAGGGGGCAGCAGUGGCACUGAUGCCACCCGGAGCGACCCUCCCGUGGCUGCGGACACGCGUCAGCCGAGGGCAGCCGUGGGCCGGCGGUGGCCGGGAGAGCCGGUGCGGCAUUCCCGGCUCAACUCGGAGCACUUCCCGCGGCCCACGCACGACAUCCGCAACAUCAUCCGGCAGUGCCAGCCAGCCCCGCGUGGCUCCCAGCCCCACAGCAAGCUCUUUGGGAAGAAGCUGGACCCCCAUGAGGAAGCCAUGCAGAUCCUGAAGGAGCAGCUCUCAGCAGCCCGGGUGCCAUCAGCUGGGGGGGGGCCCAAGGAGGUGGUGGCUGCGGUGAAGCCAGUGCCAAGUGCCAGGUACCAGCUGCGAGCACCCACAGGCCGUCCUGCAGCCACACAGCCCCCAGUCUUUGUCUCACGGGAGCUCCCAUCCGAGGCGCAGCAGGUCCAGACCCAGCUGCACCGCAGCUGCAGCGAGGACUUCUACACCUACCACAACGUGCCCUGGAAAAUAUUCAUCCGGAAGGAGGUUUUCUACCCCAAGGACAGCAUCAACAAUCCACUGCUGCUCGACCUCAUCUUCCGGCAGAUCUUCAAUGAUGUGCUGUCCGACACCUGCAUCCGGCUCAGCCACGAGGAGCGGCUCCGCCUGAAAUCCCUCUUUGCGGAAAACAAGCUGGACUCCUUCAGCCCCGUGGCCACCGAGAACGUCAAGAGGGAGAUCAUUGCUGCAGCCCGGGAUGGCUGCGAGGUCUACUUCUCCCGCCUCUUCCCUGCCACGGGCAGCGUGGGGACGGGUGUGCAGAUCCUGGCUGUGUCCCACGCUGGCAUCAAGCUGCUGCGGGUGGUGAAGGGCACCAAUGUCCCCGGGGAGCAGCUGCGGGUGCUGCGGGCCUACAGCUACCCCGACGUGCUCUUCGUGACCACCCCGUCCAGGAACAUGCUGGAGUUCAACCUGCGCGGCGAGAAGCUCAUCCUCUUCUCCCCCAAAGCCCCCCAGGUCAAGGUCAUGGUCGACCACUUCAUCACGGAGCUCAGGAAGGACUCCCAGUAUGUGGUGGCCGUGAGGAACUACAGCCCCGAGGACGGGAGCCAGCUCAGCUUCCACAAAGGGGACAUCAUCCACCUGCAGUCACUGGAGCACCCUGAGAGAGACCACUACUAUGGCUGCGUGGUCCGCAAGAAGGUGAUGUACCUGGAGGAGCUGAAGGCAGGCACCCAGGAUUUUGGGUGGAAGUUUGGGGCCAUCCAUGGCAGGUCAGGGCUCUUCCCUGCCGAGUACGUUCAGCCCGUGGCAGCACCCGACUUUGUCCAUCUGCCUGCGGAGAGGAAGGAGGAGCCCCGGGACAAGCAGGGCAAAGUGGCGGCUUCGGCGGCCGUGGCCGUGGCCGUGGCCUCCACAGCUGCCGCCCAGGAGCUGGACCGCAAAACCGAGGUGUCCCCAGCCAGUGCCACCUUUGUGGAGGGUCCCGAGGGAGAUGGUAUCGAGCAGCUCAGGGACGUCACCGGGGCCUGUCCCAUGCUGGCCUUUGCCCAGCGGCAUUUCCGUGCGGCACGACGUGGGACCACGGACUCUCGUGGGAUGAAGGUGCCAAGUGUGCUGGAGAUGCUGACGUUCACCAAGAUUCCUAUUCAGGAGUCGCUCAUUGAAUUUGUGGAUGGUGGCCUCAACAAACUGGCUGCUGAGGCUUUCCAAGCCGUGAUGAAGUUCAUGGGUGACCACCCCCUGCGGGGCCACACAGACCUGGACGUCGUCUGCACCAUCCUCAAGCUGUGUGCGGAGCACGAGGUCCUGCGGGAUGAGGUGUACUGCCAGAUCAUCAAGCAGAUCACCAACAACACCAGCUCCAAGCCGGACAGCUGCCAGAGGGGCUGGAGGCUGCUCUACAUCCUCGCUGCCUACUACAAGUGCUCUGAGGUGCUCCGGCCCUUCCUCCUGGCCUUCCUGCAGGACGCCAGCAGGCACCCGGAGCUGCCUUUCCACGGCAUCGCCAAAGCCUGCGAGCAGAACCUGAGGAAAACCCAGCAGUUCGGCGGCCGCAGCCUCUUCCCCAGCAGCAUGGAGCUCAAAGCCAUGGUGGCUGGACGCAGCGCCAAGCGUCAGCUCUUUCUCCUGCCCGGUGGCAUCGAGAGGCACCUCAAGAUCAAGACGUGCUCGGUGGCUCUGGAUGUGAUCGAGGAGCUGUGCUGUGAGAUGGGGCUGCAGAACCCAGAGGCUCUGGAGGAAUACAUCCUCUUCGUGGUGACCGACAGAGGGCAGAGCGUGCGGCCGCUGACCCGCCGGGAAUACGUGCUGGACGUGGCUGCCGAGACGGAGCUCCGGGACAGCAGCUACACCUUCUGGUGCCGCCGCGUGCUCUGGAGCCAGCCCCUCAAGUUCGACAACGAGCUCUACGUCACCGUCCACUACAACCAGGUGCUCCCUGACUACCUCAAGGGGCUGUUCACCGUCCUGCCGCCGGCGAGGCCGGGAGAGCAGCACUUCCCGCACGUGGCCAAGCUGGCCGCGCUCCAGCACCGAGCCAAGGACCGCCACCACCUCCCCACGGCGCGGGAGAUGCAGGACUACGUCCCCCCGCAGCUCUUCCGCCUGCUGAAGCCCCAGUCCUGGCUGCAGAUGGUGACCCAGCACGUGCAGCAAGCCCAGGCACUCAGCGCCCACCAGGCCAGGGCACAGUUCCUGGGGCUGCUGAGCGCCUACCCCAUGUUUGGUUCAUCCUUCUUCUACAUCCAGAGCUGCAGCAACAACGCCAUCGUUUCGCCCUGUAUCCUGGCCGUCAACCAGAACGGCCUCAACUUCCUCAGCAAGGAGACCCACGAACUCAUCGCCAAGUUCUCGCUGAAUGAGAUCCAGUCCACGCGGACGCAGCGCCCGGCGGCCGGAUCCAGCUCUCCCUACGUGGAGAUCACACUGGGAGACCUCCUGGCCCAGGGCAUCACCCAGCUGCAGCUGGAGCAGGGCCUGGAGCUGUGCCGCGUGGUGGCUGCGCACAUGGAGAGGCUGCUGGGUGCCCGGGAGAAGAGGCUGACUCUGCCACCCAGCGAGAUCACCCUGCUCUGAGCCCGCCAUGGCCCGGCCCCCCGGCAAGGGGGACAGAGGGCGCAGUGACCAUGGGGUGUCCCCAGCUUGGCCAGUGGCUGCUGUCCCCCUGUCACCAACCCGCUGUUGUUCUGGGGUUUUAUACACGCCCAGGAGCCCGGCA
Lonchura striata (white-rumped munia) is the source of this 10357-nucleotide messenger RNA. Lineage: Eukaryota; Metazoa; Chordata; Aves; Passeriformes; Estrildidae. The record is from RefSeq and is a predicted model, not a curated record.